AUGGCCGAACUGCAGCAGCAGGAUGACCAGCCGCAGGAGCCGGUGGCCGAAUUCUGGUCCUUCCCCACCGACCCGGCCGAGUUCGACAACGACGAGCGUAUCUCAUUCUCGCGGCUCGAGAACAAGUACAUCGCGGUGCAGGAGGACGGGGCCGAGUACGAAUGGGACGGGGGCCUGAGGCGCUGGAUCCCCAUCGUCGACGACGCGCUGAUCGAGUCGCACCAGGCGGCGUACGGCGGGGGCGCCGCCGCGGCGGAAGAAGACGAGGCGACGACCGCCGCCGACCGGAGGAAAAAGAAGCGAAAAGCAGCCGGUGGAGACGACGACGGCAGCGGCAAGGCGAAGCGGCCGCGGCAGAACACGGCCGUCUACGUCACGGGCCUGCCGCUGGACGUGACGGUGGAGGAGAUUGCGGAGCUCUUCUCGCGCAAGUGCGGCGUCAUCGCCGAGAACAUUGACGACAGCAGCCCGCGCAUCAAGCUGUACACGGACGGCGGCGGCAACUUCAAGGGCGACGCCCUCGUCGUCUUCUUCAAGCCGCAGUCGGUCGACAUGGCCAUCAUGCUGCUCGACGACACCGACUUUAGGAUCACGCCCUCGGGCCUCUCGAGCGGGAGGAUAAGAGUCCAGGCGGCCGACACGAGCUACAAGAGGAAUAAUUACGACCAGGAGGGAGGAGGAGGGGAGAGUGGUGCGGACGGAGGAGGAGGUGGUGGUGGUAAUGUCAACAACGGCAGGGGGUCUGCGGCACCGGCGGCGGAGAAUAGCAAUGGCGGCCACGGGCGUAAUACGGCUGACAAGGCCAAGGUGAUCAAGAAGGCGCAGAAAAUGAGCGCAAAACUGGCAGACUGGGAUGACGACGACCCAUAUCCGCACCUCGCAGCUGCAGUCGGAGCAGGGACGGGAGCCAACGGACCAACCAACAAAAAGGCCGAGCGGACCGUGAUACUCCGCCACAUGUUUACGCUCAAGGAGCUCGACGAGGACCCGGCGGCACUGCUCGAAAUCAAAGAAGACAUCAGAGACGAGUGCGAGAAGCUGGGCGAGGUCACCAACGUCGUGCUCUUCGACUUGGAAGAGGAUGGCAUCGUGAGCGUCCGAUUCCGGUCCGCAGAUGCAGCCCAGGCGUGCAUCAAGCUCAUGCACGGCCGGAGCUUUGACGGGAGGACGGUGCAGGCCUCCCUGGCGACCGGAAAGGAGAAGUACAGGAGGUCUAAAGACAAGGAUGACGGUCUAGAUGAGGAGGAUGCCUAA
Pyricularia grisea is the source of this 1254-nucleotide messenger RNA. RefSeq lists its product as uncharacterized. Lineage: Eukaryota; Fungi; Ascomycota; Sordariomycetes; Magnaporthales; Pyriculariaceae. Gene Ontology annotation, biological process: mRNA splicing, via spliceosome. Gene Ontology annotation, molecular function: RNA binding. The transcript has a single exon. The record is from RefSeq and is a predicted model, not a curated record. Bases 1 to 1254 code for a protein of 417 amino acids. Gene Ontology annotation, cellular component: U2-type spliceosomal complex; U2 snRNP.